This is a messenger RNA of Guyanagaster necrorhizus, 1234 nucleotides long. RefSeq lists its product as uncharacterized. The coding region runs from base 103 to 942 and encodes 279 amino acids. The record is from RefSeq and is a predicted model, not a curated record. NCBI's taxonomy places the organism in Eukaryota, Fungi, Basidiomycota, Agaricomycetes, Agaricales, Physalacriaceae. The transcript is spliced from 2 exons.
AUGUGGGAGGCCGUAUUUAACUGUUGGCAAGCGCGCUAUCCCUCUUUACAGCACUCCCCCUUUCCCAUCCUAUCCUAUCAUCCUCAACCUCCCUUGAAAAUUAUGUUCCAAGUCGCGUCGUAUCCAACUCCAUUCAGCACGCUUCCUCAGCAACGUCAGCAUUGCAGCUCCGUUCAGCUCCCUGCGACUUUGGCCCGCCCCCGUUAUUCCGAAGUCUCUGCCAGCGCUAUCGAGGCUGUGUCUCCUGAGCUCGCUGGCGUUCCCCCCGACUAUAUCCGAAGGAAUUUGCGCUCCGAAGCACCACAAAUGCUAGCAGGGAUAUCUGCUUUGGCGCCCUCCCAUCUCCCCACCAUUCUGUCGAAAAGCCAUCUUCCGGGCGUGUUAUCCGUCCCCAUUCGCUCGCCGUCGCGCGCGUUCCCCACCCAUGUGUUGGCUAUCUCGUCUUCUAAGAUUCCCUCAGAGCAUUGUAUGGUAUUUCCUAUACAUGCUCUCGUCCUCGCGUCGCACUGCGCGCAUCUCCCAGCGAUCCCACCUGCUCAUUCACAAGCCGGUCAAUCGCUGGUCAAGCUCCCUGUUCUUCCCUUCGCCCUCCCUUCGCCGCAAGCAUUCGGCAUCAUACACAACUUCAUGUACACCCACCGCCUCGAGCCUGUCUUCAGAUCGCUCCUCCCAGUCCCAACAGGUUUCUUCCAAUCCAUCUCACACGAGACGGUCCUCGAUACUCUGGACGCCAUGGGGACAUGCAUGCAACUGUCGGCCUACCUUUGCUCCCAGGAGCAGGGGGACUUGCAGAAGCUCACUACGCAUGCUGUGCAUGUUAAGGAGCUCUGGCAGGAUAUGAUCGCUCUCGGCAUCUACAGCACAGAUUUGUGGGACGCUGUUGACCUUGCUUGGAGAAUUGUGAUUGGCGCGCUUACCAUUGCCGCUAGGAACGCGAAUUAAUUUCGCACCACGUUAUGCCUUUAAUUUUCCUGGGCGCGUUUGUAUCCAAAAUAUUGUUACUAAUACCCUUGCAUUAUUCCACCAACCCCAUAUUUCUAGUAUCGUUACUGUAUUAUUUUUUGUAGGACUUGAUUUGAGUCGAACAUCGAUGUAGCCGUAUACAGUUUCUCGAACAUCUUCUAUAUAUAGCCUUGCAUUUUUUUUCACCCUUUUCAUGCGUAUAAUCUGUGUAAAUCCGUAUAGACCAAAGCAAGACGUCGACUUCUCCCUCCUUAUGGCACAACAAAUUGAU